CCCGUCAGCAACCUCCAACAUCCCACUAUGCACCGCGCUUUGGGCUUCCUGCAUGAAAGAGAUUUUGAGAGCAAGCAAAAAGCAGUCCAAGCGUUGACAAUAGUGAGACUGCCGACAGACCAGGAUGGCUGAAAUUGAUGCGAAGAUCAAGAACUACAGGACAGCACCGUUUGAUGCUCGCUUUCCCAACACCAACCAGACCCGCAACUGCUUUCAGAACUAUCUGGACUUCCAUAGGUGCAGCAAGGCUUUGUCAGCCAAGGGCCAGGAUGUGUCUCCCUGUGACUGGUACCAGAGGGUCUAUAAGAGCCUGUGUCCUCUGAGCUGGGUUUCCAAGUGGGAUGACCAGAUAGAGGCUGGAAGCUUUCCUGGGAAGAUCUAAAACCGCCAACCUCUGAAUUUGACUGUAUAAUUUUCCUCUUUGGGACAUUGAUAGCCAAACUCCAAUGUGGACCCCUGUAGUGUGCCUAAGGACAUUUGUUGAGCAUGUGCCACACUCUUCUUAAAGCUUUUUACAAUACUUAUAUUAACAUGAAAUUAAAACAUGCACAAGUUAAAAACCUGUUCCCCUGAAUGUCUGGUGGUGGUAAAUUGAAUGUGUUGAAAUUAUAACCCAUUCUAUAGCUGGUUUUUUGACCUUGGUUUACAACCGGGCAUGUUUGAGUUUUAACAGUUUUGUAUUUUGGGUUGUGGUUUGUCAUUAGAGAUGCUGUCCAAAAAUAGAGAAUUGCAAUCUGAUAUUUUAUUGUUGGGCUUCCUCAAAAAAAGUAAGGGAAUGUUUAAAUCACGCAUUGUGUCUCGAUGAAGGAAAUAUAAUAAAGAUCAAAAUCUUUACUGUA
Messenger RNA from Esox lucius (northern pike), 839 nucleotides. RefSeq names its product cytochrome c oxidase subunit 6B1. The transcript is spliced from 4 exons. The coding region runs from base 125 to 382 and encodes 85 amino acids. The record is from RefSeq and is a predicted model, not a curated record. NCBI's taxonomy places the organism in Eukaryota, Metazoa, Chordata, Actinopteri, Esociformes, Esocidae. Gene Ontology annotation, cellular component: respiratory chain complex IV; mitochondrion.